Molecule: messenger RNA, 4256 nt
Organism: Anoplopoma fimbria (sablefish)
Lineage: Eukaryota; Metazoa; Chordata; Actinopteri; Perciformes; Anoplopomatidae
Gene: myo6a
Product: myosin VIa
Exons: 35
Coding region: 190-4062 (1290 amino acids)
Biological process (GO): endocytosis; vesicle transport along actin filament; inner ear auditory receptor cell differentiation
Cellular component (GO): cytoplasm; endocytic vesicle; ruffle
Molecular function (GO): ATP binding; actin filament binding; microfilament motor activity
Source: RefSeq, a predicted model, not a curated record
GGGGCCGGUUUCCCAGGCUUGCUGCGGGAGUCGGAGGCUGCAGGGCGGGGAGAGUGCGGCCCAGAGCUGCCGGAGCUUACAGCGGAUCACCGGAGACCUGCGGUUCUUUGGCCCCUCUUAUGCGGGAUUCCUUCCUCUAAACACAACACAACAGCAGCUGUGGAGGAGCAGAGUCCUCAGUGUGGAGCGAUGGAGGAUGGGAAGCCGGUGUGGGCGCCCCACCCAACGGACGGGUUCCAGCUGGGAACCAUAGUGGACAUCGGCGCCGACAGCCUCAGCAUCGAACCUCUCAAACAGAAGGGAAAGACGUUUCUGGCGGCUGUAAGCCAAGUCUUCCCUGCAGAGGACGACGUCAACAAACAUGUGGAGGACAACUGUUCUUUGAUGUACUUGAAUGAAGCCACUCUGCUCAACAACGUCCGCGUGAGAUACAGCAAAGACAAGAUUUAUACGUUUGUAGCCAACAUCCUGAUAGCCGUGAACCCGUACUAUGACCUCCCAAAGCUUUACUCUAAGGAGACCAUCAGCAAGUACCGAGGUCGUUCUCUGGGAACGCUGCCGCCGCACGUCUACGCCAUCGCUGAUAAGGCGUACAGGGACAUGAAGGUCCUGAAGAUGAGCCAGUCCAUCAUCGUCUCAGGGGAGUCCGGGGCCGGGAAGACCGAGAACACCAAGUUUGUGCUCAGGUACUUGACGUCUUCGUAUGGAACCGGUCAGGACAUCGAUGAGAGAAUCGUGGAAGCCAACCCGCUGCUGGAGGCGUUCGGAAACGCUAAAACGGUCCGGAACAACAACAGCAGCCGCUUCGGAAAGUUUGUGGAAAUCCACUUCAACGAGAAGAACGCUGUCGUGGGAGGCUUCGUGUCUCACUACCUGCUGGAGAAGUCGAGGAUCUGCCGACAGAGCAAAGAGGAGAGGAACUACCACAUCUUCUACCGACUGUGUGCCGGAGCCUCCGAGGACAUCCGGCAGAAGUUCCACCUCAGCUCCCCGGACACGUUCAGGUACCUGAACAGAGGAUGCACUCGCUUCUUCGCCUCCAAAGAUACAGACAAACAGGUCCUGCAGAAUCGCAAGAGCUCAGAGCACAUGAAGUCGGGCCCGCUGAAGGACCCGCUGCUGGACGACCAAGGCGACUUCAACAGGAUGUCUGUGGCGAUGAAGAAGAUCGGCCUGGACGACACGGAGAAGCUGGACCUGUUCAGGGUGGUGGCCGGCGUGCUGCACCUCGGAAACAUCGACUUCGAGGAGGCUGGAAGCACUUCAGGCGGCUGUGCCAUCAAGAACCAGUCCAGUCAGGCGUUGGAGUACUGCGCCGAGCUGCUGGGCCUCGAGGAGGAGGACCUGAGAGUCAGCCUCACCUCCAGGGUGAUGCUCACCACGGCAGGGGGCGCCAAAGGAACAGUCAUCAAAGUGCCACUCAAAGUGGAGCAGGCCAACAACGCUCGGGACGCCCUGGCGAAGGCCGUGUACAGCCGGCUGUUCGACCACGUGGUGACCCGGGUCAACCAGUGCUUCCCCUUCGAAUCCUCCGCCAACUUCAUCGGCGUCCUGGACAUCGCUGGCUUCGAGUACUUUGAACACAACAGCUUCGAGCAGUUCUGCAUCAACUACUGCAACGAGAAGCUGCAGCAGUUCUUCAACGAGCGCAUCCUGAAAGAGGAGCAGGAGCUGUACCAGCGGGAGGGGCUGGGAGUCAACGAGGUUCACUAUGUCGACAAUCAGGACUGCAUAGACCUGGUGGAGGCGAAGUUUGUCGGGGUUCUGGACAUCCUGGACGAAGAGAACAGACUACCUCAACCCAGCGACCAGCACUUUACCGACACCGUUCACAACAAACACAAGAACCACUUCCGCCUCACCGUGCCCAGGAAGUCUAAGCUGGCCGUCCACAGGAACGUGAGGGAUGAUGAAGGAUUCAUUAUCAGACACUUUGCAGGAGCCGUGUGCUACGAGACGACCAAGUUUGUGGAGAAGAACAACGACGCCCUCCACAUGUCUCUGGAGUGUCUGGUCAGCGAGUCCAAGGACCGCUUCGUCCGCGAACUCUUCGAGAACUCCAACAACAGCAAAGACGUGAAGCAGAAGGCGGGAAAACUCAGCUUCAUCAGCGUCGGCAACAAGUUUAGGACCCAGCUGAAUAUCCUCCUGGAGAAGCUGCGCAGCACGGGCUCCAGUUUCAUCCGCUGCAUCAAACCAAACCUGAAGAUGAUCAGCCACCAGUUUGAAGGAGCUCAGAUUCUCUCCCAGCUGCAGUGCUCCGGUAUGGUGUCGGUGCUGGACCUGAUGCAGGGCGGCUUCCCCUCCAGAGCUCCCUUCCAUGAACUCUACAACAUGUACCAGCAGUACAUGCCUCCAAAGCUCACCCGCCUCGACCCGCGCCUCUUCUGCAAGGCUUUAUUCAAAGCUCUGGGUCUGAAUGAGAACGACUACAAGUUCGGUCUGACCAGAGUGUUUUUCCGGCCCGGGAAGUUCGCGGAGUUUGACCAGAUCAUGAAGUCGGACCCGGACCACCUGGCGGAGCUGGUGAAGAAGGUCAACAAGUGGCUCAUCCACAGCCGCUGGAAGAAGGUCCAGUGGUGCGCUCUGUCCGUCAUCAAACUGAAGAACAAGAUUCUGUAUCGGACCAGCGCCUGUAUCGAGAUGCAGAAGACGGUUCGGAUGUGGCUCUGCAGGAGGAAGCACAAGCCCAGGAUCGACGGGUUGGUCAAGGUGCGUAACCUGAAGAAGAGGAUGGACCGCUUCAACGAGGUGGUGGCCGGGCUGAAGGAGGGCAAGCAGGAGAUGAGCAAGCAGAUCAAGGAUCUGGAGACGGCCAUCGACUCCCUGAUGGUCAAAAUCAAGUGCACCAUCAUGACCCGCAUCGACAUCGACCACGAGUACCAGGCCCUGGUGACCCGGUCGGAGCAGCUGCUGACCGCCAUGCAGAACAAGAAGAAGGAGGAGGAGGAGCGCGAGCGGCUGCAACGCAUCGAGGAGGAGAUGGAGCGCGAGAAGAAGAGGAGGGAGGAGGAGGUGCAGCGCCGCAAGCAGGAUGAGGAGGACCGGCGACUGAAAUCAGAGAUGGAGCUGAAGAGGAAGCACGAAGAGGAGGAGAGGAAGAAGAGGGAGGAGGAGGAGAGGAAGAUGCAGGUGGAGAUGGAGCUGCAGCUGCAGGCGGAGCGGGAGGAGGACGCGUCUCGACAGACCGUCCUGGAGCAGGAGAGGAGGGACAGGGAGCUGGCUCUGAGGAUCGCCAAGAGCGAGUCCGAGCUCAUCCCCGAGGAGGUGCAGAUCGACUCCGGCCUGCGGAGUAACGGCUCCUCAGUUCCAUCGUCCCCAGAGAGAGCAGCCUCCGCUGGAACCACAAUGCUCAAGAGCUUGACCAUGGAAGAAAUGGCGAAGGAAAUGACUGAACUUCUGGCGAGAGGUCCUCAGGUCCAGGCCACCAAGGCUGCUGCCGGCGCCAAGAAGUACGAGCUGAGCAAGUGGAAGUACGCCGAGCUGAGAGACGCCAUCAAUACCUCAUGUGACAUCGAGCUGCUGGCCGCCUGCAGAGAGGAGUUCCACCGCCGGCUCAAAGUUUACCACGCCUGGAAGUCAAAGAACAAGAAGAGGAACACGGAGACGGAGCAGCGAGUGCCCAAAUCUAUCACCGACUACGCUCAGCAGAACCCGGCCCCGGCCAUCCCGACGCGGCAGUACGAGGUGGCGAUGAACCGGCAGCAGCGCUACUUCCGCAUCCCGUUCAUCCGGCCGGGCGACCAGUACAAAGACCCCCAGAGCAAGAAGAAGGGCUGGUGGUACGCUCACUUCGACGGGCCCUGGAUCGCCAGGCAGAUGGAGCUUCACCCGGAUAAACACCCCAUCGUCCUGGUGGCAGGAAAGGACGACAUGGAGAUGUGCGAGCUGAGUCUGGAGGAGACGGGUCUGUCCAGGAAGAGAGGAGCCGAGAUCCUCCCCCGGCAGUUUGAGGAGAUCUGGGAGCGCUGCGGGGGGCUCCUGUACCUCCGCAGCGCCAUCGAGAGCCGGCAGGCCCGACCCACCUACGCCACCGCCAUGCUGCAGAGCAUGUUCAAGUAGAGGAGGAGGAGGGGGGAGGGGGGGCUUCUCACUGCUAAAACAAAAGGGACAAAUGCACCAGCUACCUAACACGAGAGGCCGUCUGAGCGCUCUGACUCACGUGAACAGAGAUUUCCUUUUUGUUUCUCCUCUGGUGUUGCUUUUCUUUCUGUUCCUCCGUAGGGGAGGGGGAGGAGGGGGGGGGGAGUUUUUGC